Molecule: messenger RNA, 1119 nt
Organism: Lotus japonicus
Lineage: Eukaryota; Viridiplantae; Streptophyta; Magnoliopsida; Fabales; Fabaceae
Product: F-box/kelch-repeat protein At3g23880-like
Exons: 1
Coding region: 1-1119 (372 amino acids)
Molecular function (GO): protein binding
Source: RefSeq, a predicted model, not a curated record
AUGUCACGGAGGCUGUCACUGCCGGUGAUACCAGAGGAACUCAUCUACGAGAUCCUUCUGAAGCUUCCGGUGGAAUCCCUUUGGCGAUUCAGGCGCGUAUGCAAAUCAUGGAAAACCCUAAUUUCCCAUCCUCAAUUUGCGAAAGAUCACCUUGACUCCUCAAUCUCAGGUGCAAUCAUGACCCAGCCUCGAUUGGCCUUAGUUUACGAUGAUUCGAACACGGCCACAACAUAUUCUGUGAAUUCACUCUUCAAAAACCCACCAACCCUUACUGAAAAACUUAAAUUUAAGAUGGAAGGAAAGCACAACCAUUUUGUAGGUUCAAUCAAUGGAUUACUGUGUUUGCGUGAUGUUAAUUGUUGUUUUAGAUUGUACAACCCUUCUACCAAAUUGGUUUCCAGGAAAUCCCCUGCUUUUCCUAUAGAGAUUAAAUACUUGUUCCCUAAUAAUGCAUUUUUUGGCUAUGAUAAAGUGAAUGACAAGUACAAGGUGCUAGCAUUUGGGGUUGACCUUGGUUAUCAUGUUUUUAACCUCGUGGCCAGACUUUAUACCUUUGGUGAAAGUGAAAGUAAUUGGAGGACAACGAUUCAGGAUCUCUCGUUUGGUGUCAAUAAUAUUGAGGGCUCGCGUCAGACAUUUGUGAAUGGUAAUUUGCAUUGGCUGACUAAGAGAGGUCAUGGUUCUGAUAAAACAGUGAUUAUUUCCUUUGACGUGGAUAGGGAGACUCAUGGUGAAGUGUUGCUACCUCUUGAGCUGGAGGAUAUAAUUUGGAGUCUUGACCUGCAUGUCUCCAAUAAGUUUCUUUAUGUGUCGCAAUAUUCUCACAAAACUUGUUUAGUUCUUUGGUUGAUGAAAGAGUAUGGAGUUCAGGAGUCUUGGACUAAAGUGAUGACGAUCUCUCUCGAGUCUAGAUAUUGUAGAUGCAAUGCUACUCAUCUUAGUCCCUUGUGCAUUUUGGGAAAUGAUGUUGUUGUUCUUAGAAAUGCAUGUUCUUGUCCUUAUUUAGUUACGUAUGACUCAAAAAAUGGCCAAUUUGGACGUCGUUUUAGGAUAGAGCGAAGUUCACCACGUCAAUGGCAUGGAGGGGUUUAUCAUGAGAGUCUAGUUCCGCCACCAUGA